AGUCCGCCGCUUGCUGCGCUAUCGUCCAACCUAAUAGGAGGGAUACCAACGGAUUUCAUCCUUAGAGAGCAUCAGGCUUCGUCCACGAAAUUUCCUCUUCCUCAUCUUUCUUAUUCAAAUUUUCUUACUACAGAAAGGAGUUUUUCUAACAUAUUUGUUUUCCCGCCAAAAAGGGAAAUUUGUUCUUCGCGCGGUUUUUUUUAUUGUUUUUUCGACCAACAGCUGACGGUUUUUUGAUUAGUGAGAGCUGAAUGAAUGACUUUUUAACAGUAGAUAACUAUAUGAUUCAUUUUGCGAUGAAUAUUCUUAAAAUAGUUUUGCUUCCGAUAUAUUUUGAGAAAAAGAAUUGAAUAAUCUGUCAUUUCCAGUUUUCGUAGCCAGAAUUUAGCUCUUCCAUUAUGAGUUCUAAUGAACCAAGUAAAGGAACUGAAGAACCACCACCUAAUGCUGAAGUAGGAACAAAUGAGAAAGCACAAUCUAAACCACCAAAUAAAGAAGCCUUGUGUCCCUUGGCAGAAGCCGAAGCCGAUGAUUGGAAAGGGUCAAACCGAAGGAGGAGUAGAUGGAAGAUAUGCCUUCUCGUCUUAAAUUUAUUCUUACUCACUUUAUUAUUAGUUCUCUUUUUACUAUGGUACCUGCAAAUUCUUCCACAAAAUCUUUAUGUAGAGCAGCCAAUAAAAGAAAGCAAAGGUUGCAGCUCCUUGAGGCUCCCUCUAUGUCACAAGUACAAAGUUCCAUAUUCAUAUACAGUGUAUCCGAACAAAAUUGGUCACACUAACCAGAAUGAAGCCAGCGAAGCUAUGGCCCGAUACGAGCCACUGGUCAGUGUGAAGUGCUACUCGUUACUCCCGCUUUUUCUCUGCACCUUAUAUGCACCCAAGUGCAUGGGAGAGGGUACACUUAUACCACCAUGUCGAUCAUUGUGUAAAGAAACCAUCAGGAAAUGCAACUUUUUCUUGGGAGUAUUUUCUGUGUCUUGGCCGGAGGAUCUAGACUGCGAUGAUCUACCGGAAUCAAUGGAUUCCGAGAUAUGUGUUGGACACGAGCAGAUGAGAAGCCUUAACCAGACGGCAAGAGCUUGCUACAAUGGAUUCCGAUGCGACAAAACUAGAUGUCUUCCUCAGUCUUGGGUUUGUGACGGAUUCUCAGAUUGUACAGAUGAAGCUGACGAAAAGAAUUGCAGUAAUUGUGGACCUGAUCAAUUCUACUGUGGACAUGGUAGUUGCAUAGAUAAAGGUCUAGUUUGUGACGGAAUCAGAGAUUGUCCAGAUGGUCGUGAAGAAAGGAGAUGCCUACGCCUAAAUGGAAAAGAAGGCCAAAGUGGUGAAGGUAGACUUGAGGCAUAUAGUCUCAUCACAGAUAGCUGGCAACCAGUAUGUGGUGACCAAUGGGACACCGACUCUAUGAGCCCAAGAGCUUGCCAGAUGCUUGGAUAUAAAAAUGUAAAGGAAACAAGAUUAAGAGAUGAAGUUUUACCAGCAGAAAACAGAGUUGCAACUGGAACAGCAGUUGAUAUAAAGAAACAAAUGAAAUCAUUGUUUUCUAGAAGCCACAAAGGUUGCGGAGAAGACAAUGUCUACGUAUAUCUCAAGUGUCAAGAAUUUGAAUGUGGCAAAACAGCUAUUUCUGUUGGAGGAAAUAAAGCAACAUGGCGCAUUGUUGGCGGUAAAGAAUCCGAACCUGGUGCUUGGCCGUGGCUUGUGGCUUUGCAUGGAGGUCCAGAUGAAGUUUUCUUUUGUGGAGGUGUUUUGAUUUCCGAGUGGUGGGUUUUAUCAGCUGCUCAUUGUGUUGGAAACCAAAGUGAUCCUACAGGUUGGAGUUUGAAACUGGGUAUGACGCGCAGACCGUCACAUCCAUCUUUCACUCAACGCAGAGGAGUGGCGCAGAUCCUAUCACACGAAGCUUUCAAUUUUGUCAGUCAAUACAGCAAUGACAUUGUGCUGAUUCGUCUGGACAAACCUGUUGCCUUCGAUUCCUUCCUGAGACCGAUCUGCUUGCCGCCUCUCAACAGCUGGGACUCUGGACUGAAGUCUUGCACCGUCAUUGGCUGGGGAAAACAACAGCAUGAUGACGAAGCAGAAUACCAAAAAGUUAUUCACCAAGUUGAAGUCCCAGUUGUUGAUUUUAACACUUGCCAGGAAUGGUACUCAGCACAGGAAGUGGUUAUUUCUGACACUAUGUUGUGUGCGGGUUUCGCAGAAGGACAAAAAGAUGCUUGUCAGGGCGAUAGUGGAGGACCUCUCGUCUGUAAGUCAGAUGACCACUGGUUUGUUGCUGGAGUAGUUAGCUGGGGUAUUAAGUGUGCUCAACCCAAUUUGCCAGGCAUCUACACAAAUGUGUCUUUAUAUUUCGAUUGGAUUCAGCAGACAACAGAAGAUGCGGGCUAUCCACUUUAUUCUUAAUUUUCAGCCAAAGAUAUUGCAUUUAGAACUAAUACAAGCAGUUUUGAACUUUACAUUGCAUAAAACUGGCAUUCCAUUAUUUUAAUAGUUAUGCAUAUUGCGUGUGAUAUUUGCAUAUGUAUUUCAUUGUUCUCAUGCUUAUCAACAGGUACAAUAAAGUGAAUUUGUUAUUAAGAUAGAACAGAGAUGGUGCCAGCGGGAUAUCAUGGGACAUAUCCUCCUGUCGAGAGAUGGUUGUUCUAUAAUAGAAGAAAAUUAUUCGUUUGUCUCGUUAAACUUAACACUUUUUUCAGGAAAACUGACAAGAAGUGCUUAUUGUUUUGAUUGUACCUCUAUUAAAAAUACUUUUUAUUGGUUUUUAUAGAAGUUAAAAGAAAAACUGACUGGUGUCAUUCUUGUUUGAAAAUGGCGUCAGUCUGAAAACUCCUGGCACCAUUUCUUAAUAAGAACAGUUUCCUUCAUUUCAUUUUACCAGAUUCAAAUAAAUUCGGAAGAAUACAUUUUUAGAAAUUUAAAACGACUUAUUCAGUUUUAUUGGUUUUAGGGUCCAAAUGUUUAUCAGCACAAUGAUGCAAAACUAUUCCGAUCUACAUGUUGAUUUAAACACACACACGCAAACAGAGAUGUUUAGGGCCUUCAUUACAACGUAACUACUAAAUAAAAUUGUCUUAACCUUUAACAAGUUUUUAUUCGUCAUUAUGAUUAUAAUCUGAAAUUUAA
Parasteatoda tepidariorum (common house spider) is the source of this 3122-nucleotide messenger RNA. Its product is annotated as atrial natriuretic peptide-converting enzyme. Gene Ontology annotation, molecular function: protein binding; serine-type endopeptidase activity. Gene Ontology annotation, biological process: proteolysis. NCBI's taxonomy places the organism in Eukaryota, Metazoa, Arthropoda, Arachnida, Araneae, Theridiidae. Gene Ontology annotation, cellular component: membrane. The record is from RefSeq and is a predicted model, not a curated record.